AUGAAUGCUCAGCAAUACACUGAGGCAGCCAUGGACAAGAUUAAAAUGAAACAGAUUGCACAAGGUGACGUUGGCGAUAACAAGUGUGUUGUGAAGCUUCUUGAUCAUUUCAAGCACACGGAUCCAAACAGGCAACAUCUGGAGAACAUUUUGCUCUGUUCUACCAUCAACCCUGAAGCGGAUGCUCGAAAAUCUGGUCCUCCUCUUGUUUUUCAAACCACUAAGGACAAGACUUGCGGAAAGAAACUUCCGAAGGACCCAGCCGUCGCCGGAGACAAGAAGAAGAAGCGCUCGAAGAAGAGCGUCGAGACGUACAAGAUCUACAUCUUCAAGGUGCUGAAGCAGGUUCACCCCGACAUCGGGAUCUCGAGCAAAGCCAUGGGGAUCAUGAACAGCUUCAUCAACGACAUCUUCGAGAAGCUCGCCCGCGAGUCUUCCAAGCUUGCGAGGUACAACAAGAAGCCGACGAUUACUUCCAGGGAGAUCCAGACGGCUGUAAGAUUAGUCUUGCCUGGAGAGUUGGCGAAACAUGCCGUUUCUGAAGGGACCAAGGCGGUUACCAAGUUCACGAACUCUUAGAUUUGGAAUUGUUUGUAAUGGCUUUUUUAAGUUUUAACUAGUUGUUGGUAGUUUUAAGCU
Messenger RNA from Brassica napus (rape), 639 nucleotides. Its product is annotated as histone H2B.3-like. Gene Ontology annotation, molecular function: DNA binding; structural constituent of chromatin; protein heterodimerization activity. Gene Ontology annotation, biological process: nucleosome assembly. The record is from RefSeq and is a predicted model, not a curated record. The transcript has 3 exons. Gene Ontology annotation, cellular component: nucleosome. The coding region runs from base 1 to 579 and encodes 192 amino acids. Lineage: Eukaryota; Viridiplantae; Streptophyta; Magnoliopsida; Brassicales; Brassicaceae.